GGAGAGGAACCGGGAGGGGCGGGGCCAGCGACCACAACAACACCUGGACCGUCGUUUCCCUUUGACUUGGCCGAGCGGCGGGCAAAGCAGCCGGGGGAGCGCGCGCUGCCUUCUCUUCGGGAACGCGCUGGGCGGCAGGGAGCGACCGAGGGAGCUGCUUGGUGACUCUGGACCGGGUCGAGCGCCGUUGCCCUGCCUGGCUUUCUCUCCCCACCCAUGACUGCGCCGGCUCCGGCUCCCGCUCCCCAGCGGGGGCAGCCGGGCGCUGGGAACGCCCCGGGUCCCGGCCGGAUGGAGCCGAAGGAAGACGAGCCCCCGCGGUCCGCCUGGGCGCCGAAGCCCCUCUUCUCCCUUCUGGCGCGCGAAGCCGGCUCCUACGGGGCUCGGGCGCUGCUGUGCCUCGCUCCGGUCUACCUGGCCGGGUACUUGGGGCUCAGCACCAGCUGGGUCCUGAUCGCUCUGCUCUUCUGGAUGUGGUGGCGGAGGAACCGGCGGGCGAAGCGCUCUCGCUUGCUGGCCGCCUUCGGGCUGGCGGAGGACGAGAAGCGAGCCAUCAGCCAGGGGAUCGCCUUGCAGCAGCUGCCGGCCUGGGUUAACUUCCCUGAUAUUGAACGGGUGGAAUGGCUGAAUAAGGUCCUUGAACAGGUCUGGCCCUACUUUGGAGCCAUUAUGGAAAAAACAUUUAAGGAAGUCAUUGAACCAAAAAUAAGAGCAAAGCAUGUGCACCUGAAAACAUGUACAUUCACCAAAACCCACUUUGGAGAAAAGUGCCCUAAAAUCAAAGGUGUGAAGGCUUACACCAAAGAGGCUGGCAGAAGACAAGUGAUCCUGGACUUGCAGAUAUGUUAUAUAGGAGACUGUGAAAUUCAGAUGGAAUUAUCCAAGUUUAAAGUAGGAGUGAAAGGAAUACAGUUGUAUGGUACAUUAAGAGUGAUACUGGAACCUUUACUGGCAGAUCCACCUUUCUUUGGAGCUGUAACAAUAUUUUUCAUCCAGCAACCUCAUUUGGAAAUCAGUUGGGCUGGUAUGACCAAUUUGCUAGAUGCUCCAGGCAUUAGUUUGUUGUCAGAUUCCUUAAUCCAAGAUGUUAUAGCUACCCGGCUGGUGUUACCAAAUAGGCUCACUAUUCCAUUGAAGAAGAACAUUAAUGUUGCUCAGUUACGGUUCCCUAUUCCUCAUGGAGUAGUGAGAGUGUACCUACUGGAAGCUGAAAAUCUUGUCCAAAAAGACAACUUCCUUGGGGCAAUUAAGGGCAAAUCAGACCCAUAUGCUCUUCUUCGGGUUGGCCUGGUGCAGUUCCGAAGCAAGACGAUACAAAGAGACCUGAAUCCCAUCUGGAAUGAAAUGUUUGAGUUUGUUGUUCAUGAAUUACCUGGCCAAGAUCUUGAAGUAGAUCUAUAUGAUGAAGACCCAGAUAAAGAUGACUUUCUGGGCAGCUUGCUUAUCAAUCUUUCAGAUGUGAUGAAAGACAGAAUUGUUGAUGAGUGGUUCCCGCUAAGCAAGAUUGAAAGUGGGCAUGUGCACUUAAAGCUGAAAUGGCUUUCUUUGGUCACCUGUCAAGAGAAGCUUUGUGAGGACAAGAAUGGUCUUGCCACAGCACUUCUCAUAGUUUAUUUGGACAGUGCUUUCAAUCUUCCUAAAAAUCAAUUUGAAUAUUCCAAUUGUGAAUAUGGAGUAAAGAAGUACAGAAAAGACAGAUACCUCAAGAAGAUGGAUAGAGAGCCGUCCUCCUUUGUCCUACUCACAGUGGGCAACAAAACCCAUAGAAGCAGGACCUGCAAUUUCACCAAGGAUCCUGCGUGGGGUCAGGCAUUCACAUUCUUCGUCCACAGUGCUUCAUCACAGUCUCUUCAUUUAGAGAUCAAGGACAAGGAUCGGGAGAAUGCCCUGGGGACUUUAGUGUUUUCUCUCGCCCAUUUACUAAAGAACCCUGAAAUGACAGUUGAACAAAGCUUUCAGCUAGAUCACUCUGGUGUGGACAGCUGUGUUAAACUGAAAGUUGUUUUAAGAGCUUUAGACAUAGAGGAACCUGAUCCAGAAAGCAAAUAUACUGGGAUAAAUGCCUUAAAGCAGGUUCCUGUCCCUGCCACCGAGGACACAAAGGACACCAAGCCACACCUGCCGCCACCACCACAAGCAGCACCAAUAAAAGUAGACGUGUCCCCAGUACCCAAGAGGAACAAAGACUCAGGGUUGUUUGAAUCCACGGGGGACAGAGAGGAGGAUAAGGCUAACUCUAAUAUAAAUGAGAAACCGGCAGAACCUGUCAUGAUAGAGACCGCUUCCGGGAUUAAUAAGCAAACAGAUGUGAGUGGCUUGGACCCUAAACCACCGAUGCCGCCCCAAGUCAUUCCAGCAGCUCCUGCAUUGCCCGCCCUGCAGAGAGUCCGUCUUGCCCCCAGUAUUGCAACUCUGGGCUCUCUAGGCUCUUCAGACUUUGAUGUAACUUGCAGCAACCUGGACCUCCAUGAUGGGGCGCUGCUUGCUGGAAUGCCAAUGGGAGAAAUUCACCUCACUGUGCGGUAUGCUUCCCUAAGACAGUCUCUCAUUGUGCUGGUUAAUGCAUGCAGAAAUUUAACACCAUGUUCCCGGCAAGGAGCACAUCCAUACGUCCGUGUCUACCUGCUCCCAGACAAAAGAUGGGUAAACCGAAGAAGAACUACAGUAAAAAAAAGAACUCUGAAUCCUAAUUAUGAUGAAAAGUUUGAAUUUUUUGAUACAUUGGAAGGCAUUAAGAAACGAGUGUUGGAUGUUGCAGUGAAAAACAGAAAGCCACUUAUUUCACAUGAAAGGAAAGAACUGGGCAAGGUGCUGAUUGACCUGUCAAAGGAAGAUUUACUCAAGGGUUUCUCGCAAUGGUACCAGCUGACGAUAAAUGGACAGCCUUGCAGCUGAUAUUUGACACAUGAAGAACAGAGUAAAAUGGGCAUAAGCAAAUGCUGAACUUUUGAAAACUGCUGCUAGAUCAUUUUGUAGAAUGUUGUAUUUAAACCAUAUUGUUAACUUAUACAACAUACAGACCAUACUUUUCCACAGGGUCUGUUUUAGCAGCAACUUUAUACUUAAUUAGUAGUAGCUGUACAACAAACUGCACAGCCAAGAAUAAGGUUCUACAUUCAUUACUAUUUAUAUAUUUCUGUCAUGCAACAUGCAUUUGCACUGUAGAAAUUAUGCCCAGGUUCCACUGCAGAACCAUCAGACUUACCAGGAAAGAACACAGGAGUAAUGUACACAACAGAUGCUACUCCAAGACCAUGUCUACACACAGAUGUUGACUUAAUUCAAGAACUACUUAAGAGUGCCCAAGACUGGGUAUAUAAUCCAGUGUAGGGUUUGUCUGUUUUGUCAAGGGAAUGCUGCUUCAUGCUCAGGAUCCAACCCCACCCUUCCAGCACCAAGAGUUCGGGUAGAUAAACUUCCAAGCUGCAUCCCUUCUGCCUUCACUGAAUUGUGCUUCAGCAGCUCCUUCACCUUGAUGGGAAGCCCAGGAAGCGACACAGAUGAACUGAGGGUUCAUAUGCAACGUCCUCUCUUGCAGAGGUUGCCUUACGGUUCAUAGCCACACCAUCCUAACUCUAGUUUAAACUCAACUUCCAUGAGUGCAGAGAACCUGUAGUUCUGAAACUGUUUUAGUUCAAACAGAUAAUGUGAUUAAAUGUGUUUUUUAACAAAUAAAGUAAUGAGAUUGUGCCUCCUUAAAACUUUGUCUGCACAGGACUCUGUCCUUAUUAAUGAACUCAUUCUGUAAUAAAAUUCUUUACCCACACACUAUUA
This is a messenger RNA of Pogona vitticeps (central bearded dragon), 3774 nucleotides long. RefSeq names its product extended synaptotagmin 3 (gene ESYT3). Gene Ontology annotation, biological process: lipid transport. Gene Ontology annotation, cellular component: endoplasmic reticulum membrane. The record is from RefSeq and is a predicted model, not a curated record. Gene Ontology annotation, molecular function: calcium ion binding; phosphatidylethanolamine binding; calcium-dependent phospholipid binding. NCBI's taxonomy places the organism in Eukaryota, Metazoa, Chordata, Lepidosauria, Squamata, Agamidae.